UGUACACAUACAAACAGCAGUCUUGCGAGCAGCUGCGAUUACAUGUCAAACUGGUCAAAAUGGCCGAGCUGAUCGCGAUUCCGUUGAAGAAACCGUCUGACGUUGACGUGAUAAAGCCGCUCACCAAUGUCAUCAAGUCGACGUACAACAAUCCGAGCAAUCAGAAGGACUAUACGGACGCGAUCGCCGAGUUCAGCAAGCUGAGGAACAAUGCUCUUUGGCGAGCCUUUGAGAAGUACGAGAGUUCGUUGCAGGUUAUCUACAGUUAUUACGACCAGUUGAACGCUUUGGAGAAAAAGAUACCGGCUCACGAGUUGCAGAUACCGUUCAAGUGGAAAGACGCUUUCGAUCGUACAAUUUUUGGGGGAAAGCUUAGUUUAACAAUCAGUACAUUAGCAUACGAGAAGGUAUGCGUGCUCUUCAAUAUCGCCGCUUUACAAAGCGCCGUCGCCGCUACGCAGUCAUUAGAAAGCGACGAAGGUCUGAAACUGGCAGCUAAGUUGUUUCAGCAAUCAGCUGGGAUAUUUAAUUAUCUGAAAGGCAAUGUGAUGAUGGCUAUUCAACAAGAACCAACACCCGAUAUCAGUCCGGAAACCCUGGGAGCAUUGAGCACGUUGAUGCUGGCGCAAGCGCAAGAAAUAUUUGUGCACAAGGCGAUCCACGAUUCUAUGAAAGACGGUAUCGUCGCCAGACUGGCGGCUCAGGCAGAGGAAUUGUACGCAGAUGCUUUAAAUAUAUUUCAGAAGGAAAUCUUUCGCUCGUUUUGGGACAAAGAAUGGGUGCCUUUGAUAGGAGCAAAGCAAGCUGGUUAUUGCGGAAUGGCUGAAUAUUUUCAGUCACUUGUGUGCAAGAACAGCAAAUUGAUUGGAGAAGAAAUUGCUAGACUGGAGUACGCUGUAGACUGUUUCAAAGCUGCUCAGGACAGAUCCAACAAGCCGAGCUUGUUCCAAGAUUACGCGAAUAAAGCGCAGAGGAGUCUAACGGAGGCGAAGAAGGACAAUGACUUUAUAUAUCACGAGAGGAUUCCGGAUGUGAGAAGUCUGGAAGCUAUAGGAAAGGCCAGUGUUGCCAAACUACUGCCGCUUCCCGCGAUACUGAGUACCGACUUCAAAGAUCUAUUUGCGGAACUGUUGCCUGUUCCUGUGCAUCAAGCGUUGUCGACCUUUGAGAAUCGUCGUAACGAGCUUGUUAAUUACGAAGUUUCGAAUCUUCGUGAAAUGACUCAACUGUUGAACAGUGUUCUGGCGAGUUUGAAUCUACCGGCAGCUAUAGAGGAUACGAGCGGAACAGAAAUACCACAAUCGCUAUUGGAGAAAGCUUCUUACGUACGAGAUGCGGGUGGGAUACAAGCGUUGGAAGCGUCCAUGAAAGACUUGCCGGAUUUACUGCAACGUAACAAAGAGCUUCUUGAUGAGUCUGAGAGAAUGCUGAACGAAGAGUGUGAUUCUGACAAUCAGCUCAGAGAACAGUUCAAAGAACGCUGGAAGCGAACGCCUAGUGCCCGAUUAACAGAGCAAUUUACUAGCAAUAUACAAAAGUAUCGUGAUAUCAUCAAUAACGCGGUUUCUGCUGAUAAGGUGGUUCGUGAAAAAUUUGAAACCCACAAAGAAGGAAUGGAAAUUCUAAGUUUGGAUGAGGACGAGCUACGUAGAGCUAUUCCGCAAGGUUCGGCUGUUCAAGAGAGCAAUGUCGUCGCACAACUCAGAAAGCUGAUGGAGGAUGUGGAAACAUUAAAGGCUGAGCGAGACGCUAUUGAAAGUGAAUUUAAAUCUGCUACCAACGACAUGAAGAGCACGUUUCUUUCGGCUAUGGCUAAAGACGGGCUGAUCGACGAGCCGAAUUUGUCUGUCGAGAGUUUGGGAAAAUGUUACGGACCUUUGCAGAAACAAGUGCGGGAAAGUAUAGCGCGGCAGGAAAAAUUAGUCGCCGAGAUUCAGAGGUGCCACACGGAAUUUACAAACGAACAGGCUGGUUCUGGCAGCGCGCGAGAAGCGAUGCUCUGCAAACUGGCUUCCGCCUAUGAUGCAUUUAAGCAACUUAAGAGCAACUUAACGGAAGGAGCCAAGUUCUACAACGACUUAACACAGCUCCUGGUGGUUUUCCAAAAUAAAAUAUCCGAUUUUUGCUUUGCCCGGAAAACCGAGAAAGAAGAACUACUGAAGGAUUUGACAACAAACUUGAGUCAUUCUGGUCCCGUUGCAACACCGAACAUUCCGUCGCAUCAUGGCAGUGGGCCGUCGGGCGUAAACCAGACGGGGGAAACAGCCACGAGCGCUACGGCACCGUCACCACAGCUGCCUUACCCCGUGCAAGGUGGUAACAUGCCUAUGCCUUACGGCACCGUGCCGGGAACGCCGUAUCCAGCGUACGUUCCUCCACCGAUGCCAACAACAUACAACCCGUACGCCACGAUGCCGUAUCCCACGCAAGGAGGAUACAAUCCGUACCAGGCUAUGCCGCAAGCUCCGUACGGAGGUUACGCCACGUUGCCGCGUUACGGCGGUGCUAAUCCGCCGCCCGGUCAUCAUCAUCAUCACCAAUGGUGAAUAAAUUACUAAACGAGAAAACACGCAGCUCUUUAUCCAGAUGCUUACUGUGAUCUUCUCGCAGAUCACGUAAUGAAGUAACAUUCACUUUAUUCACAAGAUGUAAAAAGCUCUGCUAAGAGAUCAAAUAAUCAGAGAAUGGUACGAGGAUGUUUUACGUUUGUAUUAAUCGUUACGUGUUUUCAUCGAGUUCUUUAUCUAGACCGACUGUUACUUGCUAAGCUUUAAAUCCGCUUUGUCAACUUGAGUGUAGAGAGAGUUGAUGAAUCAAUUUAUAAAAAAUAUAUUUUGUAAAAAAUAAGCCAAUAUAUAUAUACGAGAUAUUCUA
This is a messenger RNA of Pseudomyrmex gracilis, 2874 nucleotides long. RefSeq names its product programmed cell death 6-interacting protein (gene ALiX). The transcript is spliced from 15 exons. Lineage: Eukaryota; Metazoa; Arthropoda; Insecta; Hymenoptera; Formicidae. The record is from RefSeq and is a predicted model, not a curated record. Gene Ontology annotation, cellular component: endosome. Gene Ontology annotation, molecular function: protein binding. The coding region runs from base 60 to 2546 and encodes 828 amino acids. Gene Ontology annotation, biological process: mitotic cytokinesis.